Lineus longissimus is the source of this 6447-nucleotide messenger RNA. RefSeq lists its product as uncharacterized. Lineage: Eukaryota; Metazoa; Nemertea; Pilidiophora; Heteronemertea; Lineidae. The transcript is spliced from 10 exons. The record is from RefSeq and is a predicted model, not a curated record. Bases 74 to 3211 code for a protein of 1045 amino acids.
AUUUAUGUUCGGAAAUGGUCGGGACAAGUGGAUGCUUUGAUCGUUCCGUCUGUGGGCAGAUUGAAGCUCCAACAUGGCACUCCGCGAAGGGCGUUUCCGCAGUCUCCGUUUGAGUACCCGAUCCAGUGGCAACCUCAACCGGUUGUCCAGCGUCUCCAGCUGGUGGUCACGAGUCUCCGUGAGGAAAGUUCGAGUCCAAGGACCAUGGAGCAGACCUACUAUGAAGGAGGCAUCGAGCGCAAUGCUCCUCAAUGUCACUGGGUGCAUCCUCGGGUUUAUUCGGUUUGCAUACUUCAUCGCUGCCUUCGCAGUGCUCUCGAUCCAUCUGAUAUUUCCACCGGUUGCCUUGCGGGGAGUUGGAGGCUACAGCUGGGAGGACUAUGUUGCUGGAGUCAUGGAAUACAUACGUUUCGCCUUCGAGGUGAUAGCAAGUCUUGUGGUUGCCGGCGACGCAGUGGUGACGUGGUCUUCCCUGAAUGGGGCCCUAGAGUCCUCCAGUACGUUCAUGGCGCAGAUAGACCUGCAUCCAUUACUAGCAAGGACUGUCCUAAUAUUGAUUGUCUGCUCCUCCUAUUCAACCCCAGCCGAGACGUUCAUUGCUGAUACAUGGUCUAAUACAUGGGCAAUAGCUUACCUUUAUCUGUUUGCUGUAACUCUUGCUAGUGGUGUCAUCAUGUUAAUCAUCUUCAAAAUACCUGGAUUUGCCGACCAUGCUUGGCUCAACUAUGAUAGAAACCCCCACAAAGAUUGUGACGAGACCUGGACUCCAGUUAUUAACUUAGAAGCGGCCCCAAUAUCUCAACAAAAGCAAAACACGUCAACUCGUACCGUGAAGUUGCUUUGCCUUGUCCCACCAAUCUCGGCCCUCUGUCUGAACGUAGCGGCUCUCAUCUUCCUCUCACCAGAAGCCAUCCACCGCAACCCAAACAGCCUGGGUGUCUGGAGAGCAGUCGUGGAGCGGAUACUGCAGCUUAUCCUCUGUCUCAUUCUUAUGGGUUUCAUCAUCUAUCAGAUAAAAAAGGUUAAGAAGAAGAAGAUACCUUCUCCUAUCAAAGCUUGUUUAAUGUACGUCAUCAUCAAUGCAUUAACACUGGUACACUUGCUCACUGACGUGGUCUGGGUCGAAGUACCGCUUUAUACGCUGGGGUUGUUUGCCAUGGUCAUUCCGAUUUUUGGCUUCUCUCUUUCCACCUCCGUCACGGAAAAGAAAAAGCGGGCCAGCUAUAAAGUAGCUUGGCUGGCUGGCUUCAUGAAGAACUUUACCCAGAUCGGAAAGUGGCUGCGAUUGAGUGAAGUUAUUGCGGUGAUUCUGUCGCUGUGCGGCUUGGUAUUAGCAGCAUCAGCACUCCCGUUACCCUGGUUCAGAAUACAUUUCGAAAAUGACCCACAGCUAGACACACUGAUGGAGACAAUAAGGAAGUUUAACCAGUCAAUCACUGAUGUUACAUCGGAGUUAACGCGUUGUAUCGAGAUGGCGGAGAAGGAGUUUAAGGACAUUACCUGUGAGCAAAUGGCUGGUGCAGCGGCCGGCGCCGCCGUGGCAGUGAUCAUCCCAGGUGUAGGGCAAGCCACGAAGCAGAUUCUCAGGAUUGCUAGGUACAUGAGGAACUUCGCACGUAAAGCUUUGUCAUACAAGUCACAGUUCUACCGACUGGGGUCGACCUUGAGAAAGGUUAAGGGCGUUGUGAACGAUGUAAAGAAACCAUUGAUGGUUGGAAUAACGCUGGAGAACAUGGGUAUGAUAAUGUUCCUCAUGCCCGUGAUCAUCACCGGCAUCAUUGUCAUCUUCUUCGCCUUCUGGCCCAGGAAGCUCCGCAGUGGGAAUGUUCUCAUGGGAAUAAAGAAAUCAUGCCUAGUCCUCGGCACGGCUACCUUGCAUUUGGUCGUCAAUUCAUUCGGGUUGGUGCUCUUCGAAGUUUGGGGACCUAUGCUUGCGGUUAUCGCCGAUGGUCUUCCUCUUACUACUGCUGAACUUGUCAAGGAGAGAGGUUGGCCGCUUGUUGAAGGAGGAUAUGCUUGCGCUGUAGUAGCUUCGGUCAUCUUCUUCCUCCAGGCAGUGUUUUCGAUACUUAGACCGGGUGAAGAAGAACCAAUUGUCUUAAGCACUGGCGUUUCAGAUAAAAGGAAGCUGAUUAAGCGCGUCGGCAGUGACGAAAACAUCCGGAGGAAACUGCACAUCCCCGACCAGAAAGAUCUCAGGCGGCGAUCAGCCAGAACUCGAACCAAGAUAAAAAAGGUCACGGAGACUUUAGAUGAGUCACUCAAGAGAAUGAAGAUGUUUCGCGCCUCCAUGAUGGAUACAGCGCCACCUAGAGCCUGGAUUCUGUGUCUUAUGAUCACCAUUAUUGCGGUUGUGCUGUCUAUCAUGGCGUUUACGUACGAAUGGAUGACAUUUGACCCCAUCAUGAAACCAAAGUGGGCCAGACUUAUAGCAAUACUGCAUUCCGAGAGCAACAGCACAAUGGUCCUUCAAGACGAGAUUGAAAAGGACAGCAAAGAUUGCAUCUUUGAUAUAGACCUGAACCUUAAGGAGCUUCUGCCCACCAUCAUCUCGCCAGAGUUCAUCAAACUAUGGAGAGAUCUCAUAAAGAUGUUGAAAAGCAGUGUCUUCAACCUGUUCGAUUUCGACUUUAUAGACUUCAAUUUCCGCAUCUGGUGUCCGUUUCUAAUGAAAGUUAUUUUCAGCGCACCGAACCUUAUAUGCUGUGGUCUUGUCGUGAUUGGCUUCAUUACCAGCUUCAGCGUUCGGGCCAGUUACUAUUUCCCGACACACGAGGUCAUGUCAUGGAUCAGUAAAAUAUCCGUCUUCGUGCUUGUCGGGGUAAUGAACACUAUUAUUUUCAUCACGAAGAUAUUUGCUGGGACCGAAGUACCAUUUUACACCCUGAAUAUCAAGAUACACCCUGGUUUCUAUCUCUCUAGCGCGGCAGCAGUUUUGAUAUUAUUAGUGUGGAUUCUCUUGGUCGUUGAGACAUUAGCGCCACCUAUGUUCGUCAAAAGGAGUAAACACGAAAGCGAAAAUGACUUUGAACAUUCAGAUGAUGAUGCCUUUGAAAGCAGUGAAAGGAUCGAUUUAGGUCCAAAAAGGAUCGAUUUAAGUCCAAAAGUAGAGGGGCGGAGGGUAGUAAAGUCGAGUUCGGAAGUACGAAUAAAAUUAGAGAGCGUAAUUGAGGACAAUCAGAAUGAGGCUUCGGAUCCGCCCGUCACGUGAAGCUACUUUGGCCGUCACACGUGGUCACGACGUGAAGGAAAUGCAUUGGCAGGUGGCCGUCAAAACGUCACGUGAGGAACCUCUAUAGGGCCUAAAAUACCAUGUUAAAAUGUUUAGAGUUAGUGUUAGGAUUUAUAUUUGCUAAAAUAACACCUUUUCGCCAUAAGGAUUCUUUCAUACAACGCAACAAUAAGGCUUCUUGCAUAAUAGCAUGGGCCUCGGAUUUCCUUCAUGUUUUUCAUUACAUCCUACAAGUUUACAUUAACGACAAAAACGACGAAUGGGCAACUCCUUGCCCAGCGUUGGAGUUUGUGAUGCCAUUGUGAAGAACAUGGUUCCUGCUAAUAAGUUUAAGUGCCUUCCACAAUUCUGAUGGAAUCGAUAUUCCAUAGAUGGCAAUCGUGUCUGACACUCAGACUCUCGGCUCUUCCUUAAAUUGGAAUUGUGAUUAGGAAGCUCUGGGAGUAUGAAUAACUGGGCUAAUCCGAGGUAGCGCACCGCGCUUAAAAUCAGGAGGUCGUAGUAGGUUCAACUCUCCGACGGAUCUGCAUUGUUAUAUGCUGUGUUCUGGAGCAAGACACUUCUCUCUCAACCCACUGCAGGAGAAAUUGGCAACCUCAAGCUGGUGGAGAAGCUUGACAAUAUGGAUGUUAAUCGAUUCACGCGUAAUAAUACUUGCCAUUGUGUUGAUUUCUCUACUGUAAAUUUGCCAGUCACGACACUUGCCUGCCCCGCCGUAAAUGUCCAGGGGUAACUUUGCAAUGACAACUCAGAAGGUAUACAUUUUCAUUUCAAAUAUAACAAUUUAUUACAAACAAUUUACAAAUGCAAACAUUCGAUUAUCAUAUAAUAUACAGUAUUAUAAACACUGUUACAAUCAAUGAAUAUUUUGAUAGGCACGUUUUCCAACCCUUACUACGAGGAGCUAUGAACGACCACGUACAAUGUAUGCAAAUAUACAACAAUUUUCCCAAUUCCUCGUACAAAUACGUACAGAUAAGAGGAUUUGUGUCACCACACGAAAAUUAAUUAGUUCAUGACUUGAUGACACGACAGACAUUUUUAGUUUAUAGUUCGUCGUCAGUAGGCAUUGCAGAACCUGCCUCAUAUAAGUUUUUCUUGUACGCUAAUGACAAAAGCUCUCAAUAAAGUACAUGUAGGCUUACAUUGUAUGAGCACUGAUUUGAGAACUAUCCAUGGCCAGCAUCUUCGUUAUACACGAGUUCGAAUUCUGGCCGAUUUUGUCGAGUUUGUACCACUCAAUAGUGUAGAGUGGACAUGCGGAAGUUCUUUGAUGGUGACCUGCACUUGUUGUCGUGACGUGGUACAUACAUCAUGCGACCUUGACCGCCCGAGAAGUGGUCAAAAUGGAAUUUUACACUGUCGACCGGGUAAUCUGUCUAGUCUGCUGGCGGCCCGAAAACCUUGAUGCGUCUGUCGAGACGGGAUAAUAUCUCACCCAGGAUUGCAUCAUUUGACAAGUCUGCAGGAGGCAGACGCAAAACAAAUUGUCAACCUCGCGCAUAGAUUCUUUAUUAGCUACUUCACGACACUAAGUUCUUUUACCAGAACCGUGAACGGUAGCCGAGACUAGAUGUCGCCUGCCAUCUUCAGACGAGGUGAUGAUGUAUUGUAAUUUGUCUUGAAAUUGGAUGUUCAGAUGAAUUGGCUGUGGAUAAAAACUCUGAUAACCAGGAGCGUCAGAAAUUUCUUCAAUGUUGGGCCGAAAGUAUAGAAAGAGCUGACAAUCCGGCCAGUUGUUGUCGAGACACACUCUACACGCCUAGAAAUAAACGCAUUUUUCGCCCAACACAACUACAAGUAUCAAUCCGUAGAGGCCUUUCAGCAAAACGUGCUGAAAGACCUCCACCGGGUGCAGGUAGUUGGUCAAAUGUUCCUAAAGGUUCAAUAUUCAAAAGCUAAAAGCAACGUUAUCUCUAAGAGUGUAUAUGAUUUGUUUUGGCAAUGAUAGGCAGGUUUUGCAACGCUUGCGAAGAGCUACGAACAGUGAGAAGUAAAAAGAACUUUGGAAGCUUUCACCGAUCCCUCGCCAGGUGUCGUGUACAGUUACUGAAUUCGCGCAUGCCUGACCCGAUGACACUACCGUAACAGACCUUCGUCCUUUUUUCGUAAUGAUGGUUAAACCUGCCAAUCAUUGCUAUCAUGAUGAUCGGUGCUAAAGAUGAUAUGACUUGAUGUGUUUUAAGAUGACGUCGAUGAGGAUAGCGAUGAUACCAAAUGCGAUGGUUGAUAGGCCUACCAGGAGAGUUUAAUGAUUAUGACAACAUGUGCCUAUCGCCUAUUAAUUUCGGUAACCCGAACUACAGUGUGCUUCCUCAAGUCUCUCCUCUUUUCACAGUUAUUUACAGACAUAGACAUGUGUUAUGGCUCAAACACGUUCUUCGUCUUGCAUCUUUUUCCGUUUUGGGUGAAUUCAACGCCUGUGGGUUUUAUCAGGAAAUGACCGUGAACCUACAUGAAAUGUUCUGCAAAAUCCUUCUGCCUUUAACAACAUACGUGUAUGAAGUGUUGUUCAUAUUAUAUCCAUGCACCCGCCUUCCCCGGCCGAGGGCAUCUCGUGAAGUUAAGGAAAUUGAUAGUGAUCCGUCUGAUUUCUUUUAACAGGCUCCAAUUACCAAUAAAUUGAUUUUAAAUCCCCUACUUGUGCUUCAACUACCAUCAUAUCGAUCAGCCCUUGUGCCAUAUCAUUGGAGUAAUCUACAAAUUCCGAUUUCUGUACAGAUAAAAGUGAUUUAACGGGCGUAAAAUGCCAAGUCUGAUUUUAUUCCUCUAUGUUCUUAUUUUUCAAGAAUGAUUUUGGUACAUGGGUUUGUCAAGAAAACAAAUUAGUAACGUGUACCCACGUGGUUAAUGGAUUCCAUUGAAAAAUAGCUCCCUCUAUCGACAACACGAUUGCGUCUCAGUUUCUGGUCUAAAUUCUCCGCUGAAAUAGCAUUUAAUCCCAAAUUUAAUUUAGCAAUUCACUGAUUCACUUCUCUCUUUGUGGAAACUAAGGAGCUUUAAAGUAAUCCUUAGAAAUGAAUCUGCCUUAAUUUGAAUAAUUGAGAACAGGUCCGUGUUUCACAAUUGAGAACAUCUUGACUCACAAGGCUUUGAGCUCGCGAAGUCCAUUUAACGAGCUCUGUUAUGACGUAGAUACCUUAAGAUCGUCACUCAAACUGAGGCCGACAUACUGGCGGAUUGUACUUCAUCAAUUGUCUGCCCCCCCCCCCCCC